AUGACAACGAUGUUCGUCCAACUGCGUGGUGUGGUGUACCUGUUGGUACUUCUGCAGUGCGUGGCUUUCGUGAGCCAUGCAAAUACUGCUGUGGGAGGUGAAUCUUCCGAAGGUCCUACUGUAACUGCUCACGUAGAAAAAAGCGAUGAAGAUUCGGAGGCCGAAGUGAAAAAACCAGAACCGUGUGACCCUGAGAUCUGUCCGAUGGUGGAGAAAAGGUUAGCAGAGUGGAUAAGGAUUGUAGAUGAUUACCUUGCGGAUGGAAGAGGUUGUAGGUCUGUAUGGGAUGCUGUUGUGAACACUGCAAACGAAACCUCAAAGCUUGCGAACACCAGUGCGAUAAAGGUCGGUGGACUUGUAAAGAAAAUCGAAGAGGAACAAACGGUGGGCGAUCAAACUGAGCUCGUUGCCAAGGAUGUGGAGAUUCUAGAGGAUUUGGUGAGAAAGGUUAAAGAAGCUGUGGAUAACACCAGAUCAUCCGUCCUUGAUACAUGGAGAGCAGAAUGGUUUUGCGGACAUAAACGUGGAACAUUGGAGGAAGCGCAGAAUGGGUUCAAAAAAGAGAUUGAUAUUUAUAUACACGAAAGAGUCGCAAUGAGAAAUGAAACGUACUGGACGAUCGAAAGGGUGGAAACUGCAGAGAGAAGCAAUAAAACAUACUUCGAAUUACAAAACAUCACGAAAAGACUAAAGGAUUUGAAGGGUUGGAGUCAAGCCACAAAAGUGAACGUUGAGCAUCGUGUGAAGGCAGCCAAGAAACAACUAAAUGAAGCAAAGGAAAAGCUUGAGAAGAUCAAACCAGGGGAAACAUUGGGCGUUGGCUCAAAGGACGAGGGAAUUAAGAAUAACAUUACUAACAUUACAGGCGAAAUUGAUACUUUUGUUAAGAAAAUCGAAAACUGGAGACCCAAUAAAAAUACAGGACCGAAGGAAAACUCAGUUGAUGCGAGAAUAAAACAGGCAAUUGAAAAUGAAAAAAAAUUGGUGGAACAAGAGAAAGAGACUGAUAAAAAUAAAAGGAUUGAAGAACGAGCCCAGAGAGAGAGAGAAGCGCAGGAGCAAAAAGAAAGAGAAGUACAGGCACAAAGGGCAAGAGAAGCGCAGGAGCAAAAAGAAAGAGAAGCACAGGCACAAAAGACAAGAGAGGCGCAGGAGCAAAAAGAUAGAGAAGUACAGGCCCAAAAGGCAAGAGAGGCGCAGGAGCAAAAAGAAAGAGAAGUACGGGCCCAAGAGGCUAAAGAUGCACUGGAGAAAACGGAAAAGGAACAGCUGGAACGGGCAGCGGAGGAGGCGAGAAAAAAAGCAGAAGCGGCUAAGAAGAAUGACAACAGCGUCAGUCCUGCAUUGGUUCACGUUCCCUUAUUGCUGCUUCUUGUUCUGACUGUUUUGGGCUCCACUCUCGUUUGCUGA
Molecule: messenger RNA, 1410 nt
Organism: Trypanosoma theileri
Lineage: Eukaryota; Euglenozoa; Kinetoplastea; Trypanosomatida; Trypanosomatidae
Exons: 1
Coding region: 1-1410 (469 amino acids)
Source: RefSeq, a predicted model, not a curated record